Elaeis guineensis (African oil palm) is the source of this 1462-nucleotide messenger RNA. Lineage: Eukaryota; Viridiplantae; Streptophyta; Magnoliopsida; Arecales; Arecaceae. The record is from RefSeq and is a predicted model, not a curated record.
UCGGGUUUUUUAGGGCCGUCAUCCCAACCAUCGCUUGUUAAGCCAACAGCAAGGGGUAGGGGCCGAGGGUGGGAAAGACCUUCUCAUCGCCGCCUCCUCUCUGUUACCGUUGAGAUGGACGCCGGUGGAUUGGACUCCGACGGUCGGGGAUUCUCGAGUGCCAAGGAGAUGUGGAGAGAAGAAAUCGGCAUCGGCGAAGCCAAAGACGGCAGCAAACGCCAUGAAUGGUACCGGAAAGGCAUCGCCUACUGGCAGGCCGUGGAAGCUUCUGUGGACGGGGUCUUGGGAGGCUACGGUCAUGUCAACGAGGCCGACGUGAAGGGCAGCGCGGCUUUUCUCAAUACCCUCUUGCCCAAUCGGUUUGGAACGGAAAGGCGGCAUCUUGUAGCUCUUGAUUGUGGUUCUGGCAUUGGGAGGGUCACAAAGAAUCUUCUUCUAAGAUUUUUUAAUGAGGUUGAUCUUGUUGAGCCAGUGUCACAUUUUCUAGAGUCUGCUCGGGAAAAUUUAGCUCUUGAUGGGGAUUCUGAAAAUGAUGCUCACAAGGCUGUAAAUUUUUAUUGUGUCCCUCUUCAGGUUAUAUUUUUUCUUUUGCAUAUAGUGAUUCAAUUUUGUGUGUUUGUGAUUUUGCCUUGGAAAAUCAAUUGUUUGUUUGUACAGGAAUUCACUCCAGAAGUUGGCAGAUAUGAUGUGAUAUGGAUCCAGUGGUGUAUAGGACAGCUUCCAGAUGAUGAUUUUAUCUCAUUUUUUAAGCGAGCAAAGGCUGGCCUCAAACCUAAUGGGCUUUUUGUCGUCAAGGAGAAUAUUGCAAGCAAUGGAUUUGUAUUGGAUAAGGAGGAUCAUAGCAUCACCAGAUCUGAUUUAUACUUUAAACAGCUUUUCAACCAAUGUGGACUCUACAUCUACAGCACAAAGGAUCAAAAGGGUUUCCCGGAGGAGAUAUUCGCUGUGAAGAUGUAUGCGUUGGUAACCGAAAAGCCAAAAGGUGUUAGCAAUGGCAGAUCCAAGAGGCAGCGACAUAAGCCUGCUUUGAUAAAGUCUUGAAAGUGCAGAAAACGCAGGGGUCAUGCAGAGUUGGGAGUCUAAUUGUGCAAGUUUCUGCCUGUCUUUCAUCUGCUGGCUGUUUUGCACGAUAAUGUAUCUUUAAUAUCAUUUAGGAUGUUAGAUAAAUUAGUGUUGAGUUCCUCAAUUGAUAUGACAGAGCUUCAGUGCAUCAGAAAGCACAUCUUGUUGGCAGUCAGGGAUGUAAAUUGUCGUUUUUAAGUCUCAGCUAUCAAAUCUGAAGAUUGCUUCAUAUUGAUCCAAUGGGCUGAAGUCCUGUUGAGGUCAUGGUUGAAUAGCUGGUGAGAUAGCAUCCUAUUUAGGAAUCUUGGUGAUCUAAUUAAAAAAGUUAGUUUUUAUCAUGAUCAUGAUCCAACAUUAUGAAGUUUCUGAAAUUAUUCAUUAAGAAGUACUUUCACAUGGA